AUGCAUAAGCCUGGCGAUAUAGUUCUCGGUGGGCUCUUUGAGGUCCACUACACCUCUUUCUUCCCUGAGCAGACAUUUACCUCAGAGCCACAACAGCCCAUCUGCACAGGUUUUGACACUCUAGGGUUCAGACAUGCCAUGACCAUGGCCUUUGCUAUUGAAGAGAUCAACAAGAACUCCAAUCUGCUACCUAACAUGACUUUGGGAUAUAGUCUUUAUGAUAACUGUGGUGCACUUGUUGUUGGAUUCGGUAGUGCAUUAUCACUUGUCAGUGGUCGAGAAGAGCAUUUUCUGCUUCAGCAGAACUGUUCAGGGACCCCUCCAGUCUUGGGGAUUGUGGGUGAUUCCUAUUCUACAUUUACUAUUGCCACCUCCAAUGUGCUAGGUUUAUACAAAAUGCCCAUUGUGAGUUAUUAUGCCACAUGUUCCUGUCUGAGUGACAGGCAACGGUUUCCAUCCUUCUUUAGAACAAUCCCGAGUGAUGCUUUCCAGGUGCGUGCUAUGAUUCAGAUUCUAAAACACUUUGGCUGGACUUGGGUAGGCCUAGUGGUCACAGAUGAUGAUUAUGGACUCCAUGUUGCUCAAUCUUUCCAAUCUGACCUGGCUCAAUCUGGUGGAGGAUGUCUGGCCUACCUAGAGGUUCUGCCUUGGGACCACGAGCCAGCUGGACUAAGAAGGAUUGUGAAAGUGAUGAAUAAAUCCACAGCUCGUGUGGUUAUGGUGUUUGCACAUGAGGGUCACAUGAUUUACCUGAUGGAAGAGGUGGUGAGGCAGAAUGUAACAGGCCUGCAGUGGAUAGCAAGUGAAGGUUGGUCAGCAGCUACUGUGCUCCAGACCCCGCGCCUUAUGCCAUACCUAAGUGGCACACUGGGCAUCGCCAUCCGUCGAGGAGAAAUAGCAGGGCUCCGGGAAUUCCUCUUACGAUUACGUCCCGACCAAGAUAAAAACUAUGAGAAUAAUAUAGUUAGGCAGUUUUGGGAAUCUACAUUUCAUUGUAGCUUUGGUACAGCAGGUUCGGUUGAAGGCGGGGCAUCUCUAUGCACUGGACAGGAAGAUAUUGAAAAUGUGGAGACUGAGUUUAUGGAUCUCUCUAACCUCAGGCCUGAGUAUAAUAUUUACAAGGCUGUGUAUGCACUAGCAUAUGCUCUUAAUGACAUGCUACAGUGCAAGCCAGGGAAAGGGCCUUUCAGUGGGAACAGCUGUGCUGAUUUGCAAUCAAUGGAGCCAUGGCAGCUUGUACAUUAUGUGCAAAAUGUCAACUUCACCACUUCAUUUGGUGAUCAAGUUUCAUUUGAUGAGAAUGGCGAUGUUUUGCCUAUCUAUGAUAUCAUGAGCUGGCUGUGGCUCCCUGAUGGAAGAACCAAAGUUCAGAAUGUGGGUGAGGUUAAGAGGUCAGACUCCAAAGUUGAGGAACUCACAAUUUAUGAAGACAAAAUCUUUUGGAACUUUGAAUCAAAUAAGUCAGUAUGCAGUGAAAGCUGUCCUCCGGGCACCCGCAUGACCAGAAAGAAAGGGGAGCCUAUAUGCUGUUUUGACUGCAUCCCUUGUUCUGAGGGAAAGAUCAGCAAUAAGACUGACUCCAUGGAGUGCACCAGUUGUCCAGAGGACUUCUGGUCCAGCCCCCAGCAUGACCACUGUGUUCCUAAGGAAACAGAGUUUCUCUCCUACCAUGAGCCUCUGGGUAUCUGCUUGACAACCACCUCAUUGCUGGGAACAUUUAUCUGUGCACUUGUUCUGGGCCUCUUCAUCUAUCAUCGCAGCACACCUAUGGUACGCGCCAAUAACUCAGAACUGAGUUUCCUGCUCCUGGUGUCACUAAAGUUAUGUUUCCUGUGUUCACUUCUGUUUAUCGGCCGACCAAGGCUUUGGACAUGCCAGCUGAGACAUGCAGCAUUUGGGAUCAGCUUUGUGCUUUGUGUCUCAUGCAUUCUGGUGAAAACCAUGGUGGUUCUGGCUGUGUUCAAGGCCUCCAAGCCAGGAGGUGGAGCCAGUCUGAAGUGGUUUGGCGCUAUGCAGCAGAGAGGAACAGUUAUUGUUCUUACUUCUAUUCAGGCUGCUAUCUGCACUGCUUGGCUAGUGUCUUCCUCACCAACUCCUCAUAAAAAUACUCAAUACCACAAUGACAAGAUAGUUUAUGAGUGUGUAGUUGGGUCCACAGUUGGUUUUGCAGUGUUACUUGGUUAUAUUGGUUUACUGGCUAUCCUCAGCUUCCUGUUAGCGUUUCUUGCAAGAAAUCUUCCAGACAACUUCAAUGAGGCCAAGCUCAUCACUUUCAGUAUGUUGAUCUUCUGUGCUGUGUGGGUGGCCUUUGUUCCUGCUUAUGUGAACUCUCCAGGGAAAUAUGCAGACGCUGUGGAGGUAUUUGCCAUCUUGGCCUCCAGUUUUGGCCUCUUGGUGGCACUGUUUGGACCUAAAUGUUUCAUAAUCCUGUUGAGACCAGAGAGGAACACAAAGAAAGCAAUCAUGGGCCGAGGAACCACCAAGUCAUAAAAGCAUUUACAAUUAAGUCUUUAUAUAUAUAUAUAAAGUCCAGAAUCAUAAAUCACAAAUCACAAUUUUUUGCCUUUGUCCAUAGACCUGUGAUUUAGAUUAUCUAAAUGCAAAAGUACUAAAUAACAGAAGUUGCCUGCUAUUUAAAUACAUUUUUUCAUGUAAAAAAUAUAUUUAGAAGAAACUGGAA
This is a messenger RNA of Larimichthys crocea (large yellow croaker), 2680 nucleotides long. Its product is annotated as extracellular calcium-sensing receptor-like. NCBI's taxonomy places the organism in Eukaryota, Metazoa, Chordata, Actinopteri, Sciaenidae. The record is from RefSeq and is a predicted model, not a curated record. The transcript has 9 exons. Gene Ontology annotation, cellular component: plasma membrane. Gene Ontology annotation, biological process: G protein-coupled receptor signaling pathway. Gene Ontology annotation, molecular function: G protein-coupled receptor activity. The coding region runs from base 1 to 2490 and encodes 829 amino acids.